GAGGCUUUUAUAGCUUUGAUGUCUGAAAAUGGCCGUACAGUUCUCAGGAGCAGGCUUUACCCGCCCAGGCCCAGUUCAGAUUUUACUACAGGCUUGGUUGCAUUCAAGUUUGCUAAGGAUGCUGCAGAAGUUAUGCAUCGAAUGAAUAAGAAACCCCCAUUGAAUAUGGAGAUGACUUAUGCUCACAAGAAGAAGCACUCAAGGAUAAGGGGUGACAACCAAAGUGACUCAUCAUCUGGUUCACAUUCAAGAAUGCCACCUCAGUCAUCCGUUUCUGAUGAAGUUCCGUCCCUGGGUAAUAAAGGUCGUGGAAGUUUUCUUAGUAAUGCCUUAAAGUUCUCAAAAUCUCCGGUUGACCUUCAAAAUGACUCUUCUUCAUUUGAUUCACAUUCAAAAAAGAAACCUCUGUCAACUACUUCUGAUCCUGUUCCUUCCUUGGGUGGUAAAGGUCGUGGAAACCUUUUUAGUAAUGACUCGAAAUUCCCACGUCUAAGAGUAGUAUUGGAUGGUCAAAAGCGAUCUUCUGAAAUUAUUUCUUUACCUCCAUCAGACCUCCCACAACUGGUUGAAAACCCAUUUCUGAAAUGUUUAUGUUGUGAUAAUGUUGGAAAAUUUUCCUGUGCUACAUGUAAAGGGCCAUAUUGCUCAUCCAAAUGUCAAGUGGAAGAUUGGCCAAAACAUAAGCUUUCAUGCAAUAGUUCUCAUAAAAGGUCUCGAGACAGCAGCUACGUAUCUGAAAGUAGCGGCUCUGACAGUGAAAAGAAAUCUCUGCCUUCUAAAUUUGCUGUACCAAAAACUGUCAACAAACAGCCUGUUUUACAAGUUGUUAAAGUCAAAGACAUUAAGACAGAAGCCUUACCUAAGGAUAAGCAUAUAAAGGUGAACGUGAGUCAUUUUAUUAAUCCGUCUAAGCUUUGGAUUCAGCCUUCCACUGCUCCAGAUCGUCUAUCGCAGAUGGAAAGAGAUCUCGCUUUGUUUGUGAAGCAAACGCCAUCGUCAUACGAUUUGAGUCACGUUUAUUGUGUUAAUCAGCGUGGCUCCUGCAAACGCGUGGCUGUAUUGGAGGUAAAUGGUGAUAAAACAGCUUCAGUCCAGUUUCUAGAUUAUGGGAACACAGCUACAGUUCAGAUAAAUCAACUGUUCCUUCUUCCAAAUACUUUCAAAGAAAUUCCUUACCAGGCCAUACAGUGUAAAUUAGGGGAUAUUGGGGAAGAGAAGGACAUUGCCUGGAGUGAAGAUGACACUGAAUAUUUCCAGAAGCAAUUUGCCAAUAAGUCUUACUCAGCUCGUGCUCUCAAGGUCCUUGGAAAUGAUACCUAUGUAGUCAAUCUCUCAUAUGAUGGUUUAUCACUAUAUUCAAUUUUAUCUGUGUUAAACCCAAACCUCUCAACAGUUGAAGUAAAGGAAAGCGCUGUUGAUUCUGCUGGAUCAAAACAGCCAUCCAUUCCUUCUGUUUGGUCUUCCCUGAAGAAUGGAGAUAAGGUUGCAAUACUGGGACUUGAAUUCUCUGAGAAUCAAUUCUGGGGAAUAUUGGAUAAUGGAAGUGGGGCACAGAAAAGCAUAGAAGAACUGGAUCGCAUUUUUAAGUCCCUCGACACUAAAGAUUGCAGUCUAUGUGCUGAAGAAGGAGAUGUAGUUGCUGGUCUAUCUCUUAAAUUUAAUGAGUUUUAUCGUUGUGUUGUUUUGAAAAGGAUGCGUGAUAAAUUCCUCGUUCAUUUCAUAGACUAUGGAAAUGAAGAAGAGAUUUCAAAGUUAUGUGAAUUGACUCCAGAAUUGUGGAGCAAGUGUUGCUAUGUGGUGUGUUGCUCAAAACCUAAUUCUAUUUCUCAAGAGGAGUUCAAGUCUGUGUUUACUAAAACUGUUAGUGUCUGUGUAAAUAAAUCAGACGAUAACUCGACUAAACUUUCUUUCCUCCAUAAGAAUUGCGAGAUAUAUCUGGAUUGCUUCCCUUGGUACCAUGUCAUUGGUCAAGCAAAGCCUACAAAACUUCCUGAGAAAAGAAUCAAAAGUGAUCUUGUUGCUGAUAUGCCUUUUGAUGAUAGUAUUAAAUAUCAGGUAAAAGUAGUUUUUAUUGGUGGUGGUGCAUCAAAAAUAUUCAUUCAAUUACUAGAAAAUGAAUCUAAGCUUGAAGCUUUGAUGAAGCAGUUAUAUAAACACUGUUCUUCAAAUAUAUCUGAUAAAUAUACCCCUAUCAAAAAUGAAAUAGUUUGUUGCAAGUUCAAGGAAGAUGGCAAUUGGUAUCGAGGUGAAGUGAUUGGAAAAAAAGGGAAAAAGUACAAAGUAUUCUUUGUAGAUUUUGGAAAUGAAGAUUGGGUCGUGGAGGAAGAAAUGAGAGCUCUACCUACAAACCUUUCUUUGCAUAAGUUAGUUAUUUGCACUUCAUUGCCUAUAGUUAAUGAUGAAGAUUUAAAAGAAUUGAUUCCAAAGUUAACAAGUGAGUGUUGGGAAAUGAAGAUAAUUGAUAAGUCAUCAUCGCCUGUUAAAAUUAUGCUCUAUCAGAACGAGAAACCUGUGACAGACUUCUUGAAGAAGAAAUUUGUUCCUACAAAAGCAUCCCUAUCACAACAGAAGCUACCUGAAGGAAAAAAAUGUGAAGUUAUGGUUUUUCACACAGAAAAAAAUGUUGUCUAUGUUCAGCAGAUAGAAGAUGCCCAGCAAAUCAGAGAUUUGGACAACAAUAUGAAUUCUGCUGUUGCUGCUAUGCCUCCUGCAAAAGAAAUAUUAAUAAAUAACGUCUAUUGUGCUCUUUUUACUGACGGGUUAUGGUAUCGAGCAUCGAUUGACAAGGACUUGCAAAACAAUCAAUAUCUUGCCACCUUCAUUGAUUUUGGCAAUCAGGAAAUUGUAGAUGUUCAAAAUCUUAAAGACUUAUCUGAAGAAUUUUUUAAGUUUCCAAUUUUUGGUAUCUCAGUUAUUCCACAAAAUGUUAGCGUGUCCCAAAUGCAAGCGCAAGUAAAGUACCAAGUUGAAGUGAUAGAAGAGUCACCUGGAGCUCAGUUAGUAAAAAUUUUGAAUGUUGGUAGAUCAGAUGAUAGUAUCCAAACAUCAGAAGUUUCUUCAAGGGUAAAAAUAUCUAGUUUAGAGAAGCAACUAAUUCCGUUAAAUAAAACAGUUGAGGUUUCUUUGUGUUACAUAGAAGAAGAAAUCUACUAUUGCUGGCUUGUUUGCGAGCAGGAGAGAAUCAAAUCUUUAGAAGCAAAAUUGCUAUCUGCUGCAGCAUUUGAGUCUCUGAGUAAAUUGCCAGAUGUCGGCUGUGUUGUGUGUGCCAAAUUUACUGAUGACAUUUGGUACCGAGGAUCCGUCGAAGAGGUUUGCCCGUCUUCAAGUUCGUGUAAAAUUUGCUUUAUCGAUUACGGUAACACAGAAACAAUAAGUAUUGAAAAUAUGAGAAUUUUACCCUCCGAAAUUAAUUCAUUUCCAAUAUUUUCCAUUCCUGUUAGAUUUUCUAACCCAGAAAAAUUGCAGAAGCUUGUAGAAAACGGAGCAACCACAUUCCAUGUUCAGGCAGUGGAGUUAUCUGACGAAGGCAUACAGCUGGUCAAAAUUGUAGAGCUGGAAGAUAAAAAGCCGAUCUUUACUUCCAUACCUACACAAUUAUUGUCCGAUUUGCCCACAGAAGUGGCUGUUUGUUACAAAGAAAGUGAUUUAUAUUAUGUUCAAAAAGUGUCCGAUGAGGAUUCUCUCAAAGAAAUGAUGACCAGUUUGCAGAAUCCUGAAAAUCUGGAUGCUGUACAGCAUUCACCUAAAGUAGGAGAGGUUAUAUGUGCUAAAUCAAAGGAUGGUUUAUGGUAUCGAGGAAUUAUAAAAAAGGAUUGCGGGAAUGAUUUGUUAAAAGUCUUUUUUGUUGAUUAUGGCAGCACAGAGGAAGUCAACAAAAAACAUGUUUGUUAUUUACUUCCAAUAUAUGCUUCUCUUCCUAUGCUCAGUAUUCCAAUUAAACUAAGUGAUUUGAAUAAAUACACAACAUGCUUAUCUAUAGACUCCAGGUACACAGUCAAGUGCAUUGGUACAGCGUCUGAUAACAUCCAAAUUGUAAAAGUGCGGCCAUCUGUAAAGUUUGUUCCUAUAAGCAGUAUUAAAUCUUGUACGUUAGAGGAAAAUUUAACACUCGUAAAUUGUCAUAAUUCCUGUGAAAAAUAUUACUUUUUGAUAAAGAAUUCAGAUAUUGAUAGAAUGAAUGAAAUGAACAGAUUAUUAAAGGAAUUUAAAGGCGAGGAGAUUUUUGAUGCUCCAGUAGUGGAUGAAAUUGUAAUUGUAAAAGGUGCCGAUAAAAACUGGUCUCGUGGUUGCAUUCAAGUGACAAAUGUUAGACCAGGGUUUUGCAGAGUUUUAUUUGUUGACAAAGGCACUUCAGAAGAUGUUCCUUAUUCUGAUGUCUGCUACAUGUCUGAACAAUUCAAUUCAUUUCCCCUUUUUAACAUUAAAGUUUUAAUAAAUUCUGAUACGCAAUUUCAAAUUGGAAAAGAGUAUGUGGUACAAGUUGAGUCAAAAAUAGAUAAUGUUCCUCUGGUUCGAGUUGUAACUCAAUACACUUUACACUCGCUUGAAAAACUGUAUCUGCCAAUGCAAACUCCGAUAAAAGUUAGGUUUUGCCAUUGUGAUAGAGAUGUCUUUUUUGUACAAGUUGUUGAUCAGUUUCCAUUAUUGAAGGAACUGUCCCAAGAAGUGCAAACCUGUUCCUUGGGUAUUAUUCACAAACCCAAAGUUGGGGAACUGCUGGUUGCUCGGUGUAGCCUCGAUAACAUACAAUAUCGUUGUAGUGUGGAAGAAGUGAUAUCCAGUGAUAUGUUUAAAGUUAUCUUUAUUGACUAUGGCAACAGUGAAGUUGUUUCCAAAGAAAAAAUGCAGUACUUUAGUGAUAAGCUUUUUAAAUAUCCUCCUCUCUGCAGAGGCGUUAAAAUUCCUAACUUAACAGCAGCUAUUGAAUUAGAACAAGAGUAUACAGUACUGGCUAAAAACUUACCAGAGAGUAAUGAACCUCAAGUUGUUGAAUUAAUUCUUGAAACUGUUCAACAAAUUCAACCACUGUGUAAAGAGAUAAAUGUUUCUGCUCAGAAGUUUAAUUAUGGUGACAUGAAACCUGUGCCUUUCCCAAUUGGUGAGCAGGACAUUAUCAUACACACUGUAGUUUCACCUCAAAUUGUGUUUUGUGCUCCAUUCAGCGAAGCAAAUUUGACUGCCUUAACGGAUUUAUUUCAAGAAAUUACCAAAUACUGCAAUGAACUUACUGAUAUUUCCUCUUACGAAGGUGAUCCUCCAGUGGAAGGUGAAAUAGUCUUAGCAAAAUAUGAAGAUGCUUGGUACAGAGCACUUAUUGUGAAUGACUAUGCUCCAAACUAUGAAGUUCUGUAUGUGGAUUUUGGGAAUUCAGAGGAGAUUUCCAUCAAAGACAUGAGAAGGAUGACAAAUGCAUUCAUGUCUUUAGAAGUACAAACUCACCCUUGCCUUCUCACUGGUUACAAUUAUGAGGAAACUGAUUCAAAUAGAAUAGAGGAAGAGAUAAAAAAAUUCACCAUGCAGUGUCUGAGUGGAAUUGCAACUAAAGUAGGAGAAGAUAUGCAAGUCGAGAUAAGUCUUAUCACUGAGCACCUCAAGGAGAGGAAUCUGAUUACCUCAUAAAAUAGGACACCGUUCAUCGAAUUCAUUUGGAGCAUUUUUCAUUUUCUGUUGUGUUAAGCAUCUUGGGCCAAUAUCAUCAAAAACAAAAUACCAAUUUGGAUAUGCACAAAUUAUUUUGUAUGUGUUCAUUUUACAACAUUUCCAUUUACAGUUUUGCAUUUAGACUUGUAUAAAUUAAGAAAAACUCGAAUUUGUUGUACUGUUGUAUGUAAUAAAUCUAUAAAUGUUUUUUUUUGUGGA
This is a messenger RNA of Parasteatoda tepidariorum (common house spider), 5859 nucleotides long. Lineage: Eukaryota; Metazoa; Arthropoda; Arachnida; Araneae; Theridiidae. The record is from RefSeq and is a predicted model, not a curated record.